This is a messenger RNA of Lolium rigidum, 1251 nucleotides long. Its product is annotated as tuliposide A-converting enzyme b3, amyloplastic-like. The transcript has a single exon. The coding region runs from base 127 to 1089 and encodes 320 amino acids. The record is from RefSeq and is a predicted model, not a curated record. Lineage: Eukaryota; Viridiplantae; Streptophyta; Magnoliopsida; Poales; Poaceae. Gene Ontology annotation, molecular function: hydrolase activity.
CCUCUUGGCCUCACGUCCUCAGGGCCCUGCAGUUCCUCGCUUCCUGCUCGCCUCCAGCGCUCCACCAAACCACCGGUCUCCUCGCCUCUGGCCACGAUCGAGUACUAGCUUCACAGGCGCUGCAAGAUGGAUUCCGUGAGCACCGAGAUCGUGUUCGACGCCGGAUGCUUCCGACUAUACAAGGACGGCCACAUCGACCGUCUGAGCGGUAUGGACACCGUGCCCGCCGGCUUCGACGCCGACACCGGCGUCACCUCCAAAGACGUCGUGAUCGACGCCGCCACCGGCGUUUCCGUCCGCCUCUACCUACCAGCCGUCCGUACCGCUGAAUCCGGAGGCGACAUCAAGGCCACCGCGGCGACGACGAAGCUCCCGAUCGUCGUCGACUUCCACGGCGGCUACUUCAUCGUCGGGUCACCCGGCUAUCCUGGCCACCACCGCUACAUGAACACGCUAGCCGGCAACGCGCGGGUCGUCGCUGUCUCCGUCGACUACCGCCUCGCUCCCGAGCACCCGCUCCCGGCGGCCUACGACGACUCCUGGGCCGCGCUCAGCUGGGCCGUGUCCGGCGCCGCCGAUCCGUGGCUGUCCGAGCACGGCGACCUCGGGCGCGUCUUCCUGGCCGGCUGCAGCGCUGGCGGGAACAUAGCCCACAACAUGGCCAUCGCCGCCGGCCUGACUGGUCUGCGCGUUGAGGGCGUGAUCUUGCUUCACCCUUCGUUCAGCGGCGAAGUGAAAUUGGACGCGGAGGCAGAGGAAUACAGGGUGAGUGUGAAGAAAAGGUGGGCGGCCAUCUUCCCGGGAGCGAGGGGUGGGCUGGACGACCCGAGGAUGAACCCGCUGGCCGCCGGCGCGCCGAGCCUGAGGACGCUGCCGUGCGAGAGGAUGCUGGUCUGCGCGGCGUCGGAGGACCCGCGGCGUCCGAGGAACCGGGCGUACUACGAGGCGGUGAAGUCCAGCGGGUGGGGAGGGGACGUGGAGUGGUUCGAGUCGGAAGGCAAAGGGCACGGCUUCUUCAUCGAGGACCACGGCGGCCGGGAAGCGGUGGAGCUCAUGGCGCGAGUGGUUGGUUUCAUCGCCGGCCAUUAGUAGCAACUGAGCUAAAAAAAAAUAAGAAAAAACUGAGCUCAAAAUCAAGUGAUUAUAACCCCAUCCUUCGUAAGUCAUCUGAGUUGGAAUAAAUGUGAAGUUUUCAUCGUUUAUGAGCAUCAUCUUAAAUAUUCAGUCGGAAUAAAUGUGAAGUUUUCAUCA